AUGGCGUGCAGCUUCCUUCCAGCUUGCAGACGGAUUGACAUUGCUCGGUUUUUCGUUUUGUUUCGGCCGAGCAGCAACACGGGGAAGGAAUCGGAGUGCCUUGGCUGGGCCGCCAAGGAUUCCUCGGGUGUCUUAGCUCCAUGGAAAUUCCCCAGAAGACCCUUGCGUUCUACCGAUGUAAAAUUCAAGAUCUCCUACUGUGGAAUUUGCCACACAGACUUACACUUGAUCCACAACGAGUGGGGUUCGUCCAAAUACCCCAUGGUUCCUGGGCAUGAAGUUGUGGGAGUGGUCACCGAGGUUGGUCCCGGUGCCAAGAAGUUUAAGGUUGGCGAUCACGUUGGUGUGGGAUGCAUGGUGUUUUCCUGCCUAAAGUGCGACCACUGCAAGCACGGAGACGAGCAGUACUGCGAUCAACUUAUCUGGACGUAUAACAGUCUGGAAGACGGGAAGAUCACUUUCGGAGGCUACUCGGGAUUCAUGGUGACAGACGAGAAAUUUGUGUGCCGUGUUCCAAACAAUCUUCCUUUGGACGCUUCGGCACCCUUGCUGUGUGCUGGGAUCACCGUCUACAGUCCCAUGAAGCACUUUGGCAUGACGCAGCCUGGGAAGAACUUUGGCGUCGUCGGCCUCGGUGGUCUGGGUCAUAUGGCCGUCAAGUUUGGCAAGGCCUUUGGGAUGAAAGUCACAGUUAUCAGCACCUCUCCAAACAAGGAGAAGGAAGCCCGGGAAGUUCUGGGUGCUCAUAACUUCAUUGUCAGCCGGGACGCAGCUCAAAUGACGAAAGCUGCGAAGACAAUGGACUACAUCCUCGAUACGGUGUCUGCGCCGCAUCCCCUGGAUGCCUUGCUCGAGCUUCUAAAGAUCGAUGGAAAGCUCGUCAUGGUGGGAUUACCAGACAAGCCCCUUGAUCUUCCGGCAGGAGUCAUUAUCUUUGGUCGUCGAACGCUUGCCGGUAGCUUCAUCGGAUCAAUCAAAGAGACGCAGGACAUGCUGGAUUUCUGCGGCAAGAACAAUGUCACGUCCAUGAUCGAGCUCGUCCCCAUGGACUACGUCAACAAAGCUAUGGAACGCCUCCGCAAAUCGGAUGUGAAGUAUCGUUUCGUGUUGGACGUGGAAAAGACUUUGAAAUAGAGAGAGAGGGAAAGAAGAAA
This is a messenger RNA of Selaginella moellendorffii, 1154 nucleotides long. RefSeq names its product probable mannitol dehydrogenase. Gene Ontology annotation, biological process: lignin biosynthetic process. The transcript is spliced from 7 exons. Lineage: Eukaryota; Viridiplantae; Streptophyta; Lycopodiopsida; Selaginellales; Selaginellaceae. Gene Ontology annotation, molecular function: cinnamyl-alcohol dehydrogenase activity; zinc ion binding. The record is from RefSeq and is a predicted model, not a curated record. Bases 1 to 1134 code for a protein of 377 amino acids.